AUUUUGUCAAAGUUGGUGUGACUGUUUGAAAAAAUUAGCCAAUCGCUCGGCACCGUGUGCACCUAACCUAAAAGAUCAAAUGAAAUUAAUAUUCACCGAAAAAUACUCGUAAAUCUUGAUAAUUUUCUAUGUGAAAUAAUGCAAAAUAAUCAAUGGUUCGUAUAGAAAAGAUGGAAGAGCGUUUAAACGCAAACAACACAUCGCCGAGGAAGCGCGUGGAUAGCUUUGUAACGAUAAAUGAAAAACCCGUAGAUGAGAUCUCGUUGGAUUUCUUUUAUAAACCACAUACGAUCACUCUUUUAGCGAUAUCAAUUGGUGUCGUCAUUUACACCGCUUUCGUUAGAGACACGAAUAAUGUCGAAAAUAAUAUAUGGACCGGAAUGUUAUGCUGCAUAUUUUUCUUCCUCAUCAUCUCAGUUUUGGCAUUCCCUAACGGACCGUUUAUCCGUCCUCAUCCAGCUGUUUGGAGAAUAGUCUUUGGAUUUAGCGUUCUUUAUUUAUUAGGAAUGCUUUUUUUGCUAUUUCAAAAUUACCAAACGAUUAGGAAUAUCUUGAUAUGGUUAGAUCCGAGUCUCUCGGAAUUUCACAUUGAUAUGGAACGAGAGUAUGGUGUGAAUUGUUCGGAUAUAACCCUUGAAAGAGUUUGGAGUCAUGUGGAUAUAUUUGCUUUGGGUCAUUUCUUGGGAUGGAUGUUUAAAGGAAUUCUAAUUAGACAUACAGGGAUUUUAUGGGCGAUUAGUAUUAUGUGGGAAUUCACUGAGGUUGCUUUCGCCCAUUUACUGCCUAAUUUUAUUGAGUGUUGGUGGGAUGCCUUAAUUCUUGAUGUAUUGGUUUGUAAUGGAUUGGGUAUUUGGUGUGGAUUAUACAUUUGUAAAAAGUUAGAAAUGCGCGAAUACAAAUGGGCGUCAAUAAGAGAUAUUCACACAACAACAGGAAAAAUUAAAAGAGCUGUUUUGCAAUUUACCCCAGAAAGUUGGACUUCAGUGAGAUGGCUUGACCCUAAAUGUUCUUACAUGCGUGUCUUAGCCCUUUGCCAACUGGUUAUUUUCUGGCAAACUUCUGAAUUAAAUACUUUCUUUCUAAAACAUAUAUUUGAAAUGCCCCCUUCACAUCCGUUCGUCACGGGUCGUUUAAUUUUGAUUGGGGUGAUUGUCGCGCCAUCUGUAAGGCAAUAUUACAGUUAUAUAACGGAUACUACUUGUAAAAGAGUUGGGACACAAUGCUGGGUUUAUGUUUGUAUCAUGGUGGCUGAAGCUUUACUUUGUAUUAAACAUGGAAAAGAGCUUUUUGGACAAACUCAAGCAAUUAACAUUAUGGUUUGGUUAUUAUUGCAAUUAAUUAUUACUGUUUUGUUCAUAUUUGGGUGCGUGAUGUGGAACAAAUAUCAACCGGAGAAAAGUGGAGAUGUCUCCAGGGAGUCUAGUCCUACGAAAUACAAGAAAGGAAGAGGGGAAAAGUCUCAUAUGAGUGGCGACGACGUUGCAUUCUCAAAAGAAGACUAAGAUUAUUUUUUUUGUAGACAAUUUUAAUUUUUCUUAAUAGUUUUUGUUGAUUUGAUUUGAAAUGUGUUUGUUAAAACUUCUAAAUUUCUUUUCUUAUUUCUAGAGAAUUUUUAAAUUAUUUUUUUUCACAAGAUAAAUACAAAAAAAAAGAGACUGUUCUUAUUAAGCCUGCAAUAAUUUUUCUAAAACGAAUGUAAAGUAUAAAAAUCUUACUGAAGAGAGAAUGUGCCAUACUUUAAACCACAUUUCUUACCCACAUUAAUUGCAACCACUAUGGAUGUGUUUAUGUAUUUAAAAAAGUCCAUCGUACUUAACAAAACGUUUGCAAUCGUCUCUACCAUUUUUGUUGCAAACAAAGUACGAGAAUCUAGUCUGUUUUCUGACAAAAUAAACUCACAAAUGUACCAAAUAUACUAAGAUUGCCUCGAAAUAAUUAAAAAUGUUGUUAAUAAUACAGGUUGACUUAUAAAAACUAAUAAAACGCAAUAUUUUUAUAACGCAACCUGUAUUAUAAAUAUAAAAAUAUAGAAGGAAAUUGUUCUGUGUUAUUACUCGAUAAUAAAACGUUAAAACCCA
Onthophagus taurus is the source of this 2078-nucleotide messenger RNA. RefSeq names its product phosphatidylserine synthase 1 homolog l(3)77CDf (gene l(3)77CDf). Gene Ontology annotation, molecular function: L-serine-phosphatidylethanolamine phosphatidyltransferase activity. NCBI's taxonomy places the organism in Eukaryota, Metazoa, Arthropoda, Insecta, Coleoptera, Scarabaeidae. Gene Ontology annotation, biological process: phosphatidylserine biosynthetic process. The record is from RefSeq and is a predicted model, not a curated record.